ACUGGGUAGUUAAAUUAUUAAUUGGUGUCAUAUCGUUUAAAUUUUGAAAUUAAAAAAAAAUUCAAAUCGUUCUCGGGAUUUUAGAAGAAAACUUGAAUAAUUUUUACUCUGAAAUAAAGUAUAUUUAAAUCCUGAAAGCGUACACACUAAUUUCUUGAAGCAAAAUAAAGUCACGUUGGAUUUUUCAAAUACAUCUAAACACGAACUUUUUGUAUUAUUAAAUGUGAAUAUGUCGAACAUCAAUACGCGCAGCUAUGAAACAGGUAAUAAACCAUUUAAACAUGACAGAGGACGUGGAAAAUGGUCAACCACCUGGGACUUUUAUGCAAUAAUUUUAAGUAAUUCAUUAGGAUUUCGACAUUUUAUUCUCAACUACUUUGUAAUGAAUAGCAAUCCAAUUAUAUUCUUCGCUCUAUACAGUUUGGGAAUGAUAACAUUUGUUUUGCCAACAUAUUUCACACAAAUGUUUUUGGGACAAUUCUCCAAUAGUGGACUUAUUUCAGCUUUCCGGAUAGUUCCCCUAUUUAAAGUGAUUGGUUAUGCUUCAUUUACUCUAAAUAUAUUGACAUGCAGCUAUUGCAUGAUAACAGCAGCAUUGCCGCUAUUUGUUAUUUUUGAUUCUUUAAGAUCGGAGUUACCUUGGACCCAUUGUAACAAUUCAUAUAAUACAGAAAACUGCAUUAAGACUCAAUCUGCAUAUGUAUUUGAAAAUGGUUCAAAUUAUCCCAAACACUGGAAUUCAACUCUUUCAUUGGAUGAAUAUUUUAGGCAUGAAACUUCAUUUGUAUAUUAAUAAUGGGUGAUUCUUUUACUAUUUGGUUUUUAGUGUUCUUAUUUUUAAUACUGGUUGGCAGGCGUGGUUGGCUUCAAUUGUCAGCGUUAAACCGACUCAGUUUAAUUUGUCAUUUCAUUUGUUUAAGCGCUUUUAAAUUAUUAAUAUUUAGUGAAUUUACGUUUAGAUUAUCUUUAUUUGGAUUGGAAGAACCAACAGAUGAGUGACGAAAUCAGUUGCAGUUGUGUCUUUUCUUUGUUUAAAAAUUAAACUUUUACAAAAAUUACCCAUAUUCCUCAAAAAUUUGUGAUUAU
Molecule: messenger RNA, 1086 nt
Organism: Condylostylus longicornis
Lineage: Eukaryota; Metazoa; Arthropoda; Insecta; Diptera; Dolichopodidae
Product: sodium-dependent acetylcholine transporter-like
Exons: 4
Coding region: 230-793 (187 amino acids)
Biological process (GO): sodium ion transmembrane transport
Cellular component (GO): membrane
Source: RefSeq, a predicted model, not a curated record